AUGGCGCGCAGGAGGACGGCGAAGGCCCAUCCUGACUGGAUGGCUUAUCGCAGAGUGAUGGCUGUGAGGAAAAGCGUUCUCCAUGUCAUCGUGAAGACAAUCGAGAAGGAUGAGACCGGGGUGGAAGAAACUGUCAUCCAGAUAGGAUCUUCUUUCGUGAUAAAAGUCGAUCUCCAGGCCCAAGAAACCUUCCUUCUCACGUGUGAGCAUGUGGUGCGCGGCGAGCUGAGCCCUGGUGACGGACUGCGCGUGAGGAUGAUGCUUCCGGUGGGAGUGGAGGAGUUUCCCGCCAGCAUCAUUCACAUGAACACGCAGAUGGACGUCGCCAUUCUCAGGGUUCCAGGACUGACAGCCGCAGCCCCAUUGAGGUUCUCGCCGGAGGAUCCCAUCGCCGGAGAGGGUAUUGUUGCUGUUGGGUACUGCGACCCAGACGACCUCUUCGCUGACUCGUGUUACUCCAGGAUUCCUGCCAUCAAUCCAGGGUGUGUCAGGGGGACUGCCAUGCUCUAUAGGUAUAAGCGUAUCCCGCUAUACCAUGCUCUCUUGAGUUGUAAUGGUAUGGAAGGGAUGUCUGGUGGACCAAUCCUAUCGAAGAGGGGCGUUGUGGCAAUGAUAGCAGGAGGUGAAGUUGGCUGCACAUAUGCUGUUCAUCCUAGAACAAUCCUGGGGGUGUUGAAGAGAUGUGUUGGUGUUCAGCAGCAGCAAAAUUUGACAAUGGAGGAUGUGAUGGAUCUGAUCGCAUGA
Molecule: messenger RNA, 744 nt
Organism: Miscanthus lutarioriparius
Lineage: Eukaryota; Viridiplantae; Streptophyta; Magnoliopsida; Poales; Poaceae
Source: the annotation of a GenBank genome assembly